AUGCCUUCCGACGCUACGAUCCCCUCCUCAGAGUCCCGUGAAACCAUCACAGCCCGUUUCGCCGAGCUCAUCUCAGCCAUUGAGUCUCAUAGCAGCUGGACUCCUCCCAAUGUCGACCGCAGUCUCUUCCAUGUCUGGGAUUUUGUUAAGAGAUCCCACUAUAUCAUGACUGAGCUGGACAAUAUUGCCGCCGGUCGACCAGUCCAGCACCCUGAACAGAUUCCCAAGAACAACGGUAACAACUCAGGACCCCAAGCUGCCGCCUCCUCUUUCCACGAUGUCCUCACCCGUACCAUCAUGAUCAACCAAACCAUUCAAGACCCCCGCAUGCUUGUCAUGAUGGGUAUGUCCAACCUCGACUUUGGCCCUGCCAUUAGAGAAAAGUCGGAAGCCGUGGUGGAGGCUCUCAAUAACUCAUCUUGA
Messenger RNA from Fusarium coffeatum, 423 nucleotides. RefSeq lists its product as uncharacterized. The coding region runs from base 1 to 423 and encodes 140 amino acids. The transcript is spliced from 2 exons. Lineage: Eukaryota; Fungi; Ascomycota; Sordariomycetes; Hypocreales; Nectriaceae. The record is from RefSeq and is a predicted model, not a curated record.